AUGUCUCUUAUCUACGGGUUGGUAGCUCGAGGUUCUGUCAUUUUGGCAGAAUACACCAGUUCUUCUGGUAAUUUCACUCAAGUAACCCAGGCGAUUCUUGAAAAGAUUCCACCAAAUAACUCCAAGCUGACAUAUGUUUACGACAGAUAUCUUUUUCAUUAUAUUUGCGAAGAUGGGCUCACUUACAUGUGUAUGGCUGAUGAUACGUUUGGACGACGAAUUCCGUUUUCCUUUCUGCAGGAUAUUAAAGAACGGUUUUUAGCUGCUUAUCCGAAAGAAAGAGCAAAUACAGCAUUGCCUUAUGGUAUGAACGAGUUUUCAAAAGUUAUUGCAAAACGAAUGGAAUAUUUUUCAAAUAAUCCAAAUGCUGAUAAAAUUAAACAAGUGCAUGGAGAAAUUGAACAAGUUAGAGAUGUUAUGGUUCAUAACAUUGAACGUGUUUUGGAACGUGGAGAAAGAAUUGAGCUUUUGGUUGACAAAACCGAUACUCUAAACCAACGAGCAUUCGCCUUCAAAAAGCGAAGUACUGCGUUGAGGGUUUGUGGUCAUUUACAUACAUAUAAAUUUUUAAAAUUUUAUGACAUGGCAUUGAAUAUUGAAUUUUGA
Molecule: messenger RNA, 606 nt
Organism: Funneliformis geosporum
Lineage: Eukaryota; Fungi; Glomeromycota; Glomeromycetes; Glomerales; Glomeraceae
Source: the annotation of a GenBank genome assembly